Molecule: messenger RNA, 180 nt
Organism: Penicillium crustosum
Lineage: Eukaryota; Fungi; Ascomycota; Eurotiomycetes; Eurotiales; Aspergillaceae
Exons: 1
Coding region: 1-180 (59 amino acids)
Source: RefSeq, a predicted model, not a curated record
AUGCGUACAGCAUGCCUAGUUGUGGCUCUCUAUUCCCAUGGCGUCCAGGGAGCAUCUCUUGAGUUCAUCUGGAUCUCGGAGUUUGCGUUGAGGGGUCUCAUUUUUGAGAUGAUGGCUCUGCCGGCUGAGGAAGAAAUUGACCAGCAGGUAGAGGAGGAGAUGUGGGCUCAGAUCAACUAA